UCCACGUGGGCCACGAGACAUGCAACUGUGCAAUCAUACAACUCCCUCCUCCCAAUCCAUCUCAUAGUCAAUCCCUCUUUUCAAAAUUACCAGUCUCUAAAUUCUACUCGAAUUACAAAAUUUCCAACACUAUACAUUCCAAUUUCUAGAUUUAUAAUAUUAAUAAAUUAAUAAAGUAACUUAAUUUAAUUCUGGGUUAGGUAAGAAUCAUAUAAUAAGAGUUGAAAUCUCCCAAAAUCAAUCAACCAAUCUUCUGCAGUUCAUCAAUUUGAUUGAGCACGAGGAGAGAGAAAGAAAGAGGAGGAAAUUUUCGACACUUCAAUGGAGGAUCAAAGUUGCAGCAGCGUCGAAAUUGAUGAUUUUGAUUCAUAUGAUCACAAUUCUCCUUGGGCUCUUGAUAUUGGAGGUACUCUUAUCAAGUUGGUAUAUUUUUCAAGAGAAGAUGGUUGUUUAGAGAACAGUUUUGGAAACAGUGUCCGACUUGAGGAGGUUGGACUUGAAACUAGUUCCAAGAAUUAUCCUAUUCUCGAUGGCAAGCUCCAUUUUAAAAAGUUUCAGACCAGCAAAAUAAAUGAGUGCUUGGACUUUAUUGAAUCCAAGUUACUCCAGGGAAGCUGUUGCAGGCAUCAAGAGGUUUCAGGCAAAAAAAAAUUGAUAAUCAAGGCUACUGGCGGUGGAGCCUAUAAAUAUGCUGAUCUCUUUAAAGAGAAAUUUGGGGUUACGUUUGACAAGGAGGAUGAGAUGAACUCCCUUGUGUCUGGUGCUAAUUUUUUGCUAAAGGCAGUCCCUUGUGAAGCUUUCACGUACAUGGAAGGUCGGAAAGAUUUUGUGCAGAUUAAUUCCAGUGAUUUAUUUCCUUAUCUCCUAGUCAACAUUGGAUCUGGAAUUAGCAUGAUUAAGGUUGUUGGAGAUGGAAAGUUUGAGCGAGUUAGUGGGACAAGUUUAGGUGGUGGCACCCUCUUGGGUCUUGGAAUGCUUUUAACAAAAUGCCAAAGCUUUGAUGACUUGCUGGAGAUGAGUCACAAGGGAGAUAAUAGAAAUAUUGAUAUGCUUGUCAGCGACAUUUAUGGAAGUGACUAUUCUAAGAUUGGCCUGUCGGCAAGAACAAUAGCGUCUAGUUUUGGCAAGGUAAUUUUUGAUAAUAAAGAACUGAAGGACUACAAGAAAGAGGAUAUUGCCCGAUCCUUAUUGCGGAUGAUCUCAAACAACCUUGCACAGAUUGCUUACUUGAUUGCGAUGUGGCAUGGGAAAUUAAAACGGAUAAUCUUUGGAGGAUCGUUUACCCGCAGCCAUGAAUAUAUUAUGGAAACAAUAUCCGAUGGAGUUGAAUACUGGUCGAAAGGUGAAACGAAGGCCAUGUUUCUGAGACAUGAAGGGUUUUUGGGAGCAUUGGGUGCAUUCAAGAGUUAUGAGAAGCACGGCCUUGGUAGUUUAAUGGGCCACCAUUUAUCUGAACAAUCGCCUGUAGCAUCACCUCGCCCUCAGCUUGAACAAAAGUCAAAUGGCCCCUUGCUUGUUGAGUCAACAGAUGCUGAAAGCGUUGGUUGCUGCAUUCUUGGCAGUGAUACCAUGAAAAGAACCUAAACCUGGUUUUUUGGGGGGUUUUGUGGCAAAUUUUUGUUUGCCUUGUUGUCUAAUUAUAGUCGUGUAUUAUACCAUUAGCAGUAUUCUUCAUUUCAACAUUCAAUAUGGUAAUGUGUCAUUAUUGAAAAUCUUAUUUGUACAUAAAAAAGUUACCCGAUAUUGUGACAUAUAAUUCGACAAGGUAAUAUAUUGGGUUUUGAAAUUCUUGGAAAA
Molecule: messenger RNA, 1797 nt
Organism: Spinacia oleracea (spinach)
Lineage: Eukaryota; Viridiplantae; Streptophyta; Magnoliopsida; Caryophyllales; Amaranthaceae
Product: pantothenate kinase 1
Exons: 10
Coding region: 322-1584 (420 amino acids)
Biological process (GO): coenzyme A biosynthetic process
Cellular component (GO): cytosol; nucleus
Molecular function (GO): ATP binding; pantothenate kinase activity
Source: RefSeq, a predicted model, not a curated record